Zophobas morio is the source of this 912-nucleotide messenger RNA. RefSeq names its product insulin-like growth factor-binding protein complex acid labile subunit. Gene Ontology annotation, biological process: phospholipase C-activating G protein-coupled receptor signaling pathway; sensory perception of taste. Gene Ontology annotation, molecular function: G-protein beta-subunit binding. The transcript is spliced from 2 exons. Gene Ontology annotation, cellular component: heterotrimeric G-protein complex. Bases 1 to 912 code for a protein of 303 amino acids. Lineage: Eukaryota; Metazoa; Arthropoda; Insecta; Coleoptera; Tenebrionidae. The record is from RefSeq and is a predicted model, not a curated record.
AUGGACGAAAAACCGCAGAACCAAUCCAUAAUUGUGAUAUCAGAACCUGCACGGGCAAUAAUAGUUAAAGAUGAAAUUAACAAAUUGUUCGACGGGUUAUUUAAUCUCCCAUACCCACUCCAAACCCUGGAGUUUAUAAACACCAGCACUGAAGAAAUAGAACCAGAUUUUCUUAAAGGACAAGAAGUUUAUUCGCUUAUUGUUCAAGAAAACAAUAUUAAAGUAGUCCAAACAUACACUUUUAGGAAUCUUAAACUUACAGAUAUAGAUCUCAGUCGUAAUGGAAUCCAGUUAGUUGAAAAUCUGGCAUUCGCUAAUCUUUCCAAUUUAGAGGAAAUCUAUCUUGAUGAAAACAAACUAACGACUUUGAACUCCAAAGCCUACGAAAACCUACCCAAAUUACGAAAGCUGACUUUAAUGAAAAACUACAUCACACUAUUAGCACCAUCUUCAUUUGAUUUUGUCAAGACGAGAUAUUUUGUUUUAUCUUUAUCACAUAAUAGGAUUGCAAACAUCGACGAAGACGCCUUCAAAGGAUCAAAUGGCACGAAUGUAAAUCUUUUCCUAGACAACAAUUUGUUGCAACAAAUUUCAGUCAACAUUUUCCACAACCACAGUUUUCUAGAAGUUAGAUUAAAGGGAAACAAAAUUCGUAAAUUGACUGGUAAUCUUGAACGGCAAAAUUUUAAAAUUACUAUGUUUCGUAUCGACAACAAUUUUGAUAAAAAAAGUUUAAAGUCUCUUUUACAUUGGACAAUUCGGAACGACAUAACGCUGGACUGUGAAACCGGUGUUAGUACGAAUUUCAAAAAUCUUGCGCAACCGAAAAAGACACUAGGAAUUCCUAAGAUUUUUUUAAACGCCUUCAAAAGCAAAACAUCAGAAAUCACCGACAUUUUUCUCAAAGUCUAA